This is a messenger RNA of Thamnophis sirtalis, 5128 nucleotides long. Lineage: Eukaryota; Metazoa; Chordata; Lepidosauria; Squamata; Natricidae. The record is from RefSeq and is a predicted model, not a curated record.
AGUCCAAAAAGUUUCGGUUUCUAUUCCUUUCCUUUCCCCCUUACGUGUAUAUAUGAAGCGGUGGCUUUCCUCCGACGCCUCAGUCAUGGCUGGUUUCGUCGACCCGUUGUCCAUGUUCGGGCUGGAAGAGGAGCUGACUUGCUCCAUCUGCCUGUGCGUUUUUCAGACGCCGGUCACUACGCCCUGCGGCCACAAUUUUUGCCUGCCUUGCCUGGAGCUAACCUGGAUGGACGCGGAGGACAAAUUCAGUUGCCCCCAGUGCAGGGCUUCUUUCGAAAGCCGCCCCGACUUGAAGAAAAACACGGUGCUCUGCAAGGUGGUGGAGCAAUUCCAGAGCAACCAAGGUGACCUCUUCAAAGGGACGUGUGCCGAGAAGAAGGAGAAGGUGGAUAGUAGCCCAGCCAAGCCGAGGUCUCCCUCGCCAGUGCCCUGCGACAGCUGCCUGGUGGUCGACGCGGCCAAAACCUGCCUCACCUGCAUGGUCUCCUUCUGCCAGGAACACCUGGCGCCCCACCUGGAGAGCCCAGCCUUUAAGAGCCACCAGUUGGUUCCACCCAUGAAUGAACUUCAGCAGAAGAAGUGUGAAGCCCAUAGCAAGCUCCUGGAGUUCUUCUGCAAGGAGCAUGGCAUCUCCAUCUGCUGUUUUUGCCUGCUUUCUCACAAGACCUGCUCCACUACCCCACUAAAAGAGGCCAAGGAAGCAAAGGAGUUAGUGCUGAAGAAGAGAUUGACAGAACUCUGUGCCUUGAAUGACAAGACUACAAAGUCCUUGGAACAAGUACGAGCACAGCAAAAGCAACUCAGCAAUACCACUAAUCGGAAGCUGGAUUUGCUGAAAUCAGAAUUCCUAGAAAUAGUAGCUUUAAUUCAUGAAGAAGAAAUGAAUUCGUGGAGGAAAAUCAAAUUGGAAGAAAAAAGAGUCCUGGAUAAAUUUGAAUAUGUCCAUGCAGUCCUGGGUAAGAAGAAGAAUGAAAUCCAGAGGGAGCGAGAUGAAAUUGAAGUGGCCUUGGCAGAGAUGGACGACAUCACAUUUUUAAAGAGAUCAACAAAACUGCGACAGGUACCCUUCAGCGAUGUGUUUGUUCCCAGAAUAGAGUUGGAUCAAAACCUGCUAGGUGCUGUUUAUCAGAAAGCCUGCAACCUCAAAGAAAUUACAGCACGAUUUUUGGGUAUACAUCAGGAACAGAAAAAAAAAGGUAAUGCUGGCGCUUUUGUAGUCCCAUUGAAGACACCCGUGGUGGAAGAGGUAUGCCCAGCAGCUGCAGGAAAACCUAGGAAUGAAACAGAUGCCACUGGUAUAACUAAGGGACAGAGAAGUCGGCCUGCCAAGCGCUCGGAAAGUCCAAAGCAGAGAGCGCAAAGCUGCAGCAAAGCUGAGACAAAGAGUGAAACAACAAGUCUUGAUACUUUUUUAAAAAAACCAAGAGAGGAGCUUCUGGAAUUUGCUACGCAAUUUACUCUGGAUCGCCACACGGCUCAUAAGAAUAUCCUAUUACUGGAGAAAUGUACCAAGUUGUCUGUCACAGAAAAUGUACAGGAUUACAAACCGCACCCUCAGCGAUUCUUAAGCUUCUAUCAAGUGCUUUCUUUCCAGUGUUUCAAGAAGGGAAUCCAUUACUGGGAAGUUGACCUGGAGAACAACAACUUCUGUGCUGUCGGCAUCUGCUAUGGUAGCAUGCUAAAACGGGGCCCGGAAAGCCGCCUAGGACGCAAUAGCAGCUCCUGGUGCAUUGAAUGGGUCAACAAUAAGAUCUCAGCUUGGCACAAUAAUAAAGAAACAUCUCUGCCCUGCAACAAAGCAACGAAGAUUGGUAUCCUUCUAAAUUACGAUGGGGGGUUUGUUAUUUUCUUUUGUGUCACUGAGAAAAAAACCUUCCCACUCUAUAAAUUCAAAAUAGAAUUCACGGAAGCUGUCUAUUCCGCAUUCUGGGUGUUUUCUAAUGGAGCCACCAUUACACUCUGCCAGCUGAAGUCAUAACACACUGUGCAGAAUGGCUUUGGUGCCCUCACAAAGACAUACAUCCACACACUAUGAUGUUGUCUUUCCAAAGGUUUUCCUCUUGAAUGAAGUCUACAAAAUGUUUUAAUUUUAAGCUCCGUGCUUGCUUUUUGUAAAAUUCUGGGGUUGUUUGAUCAAUAUUUCAGUCCACUAACAGGUGUCCUAGGCAAACCCAUUGGGGAAACUUGCCUAAAGGGUUCUUAGUGGAGCAAAUCCACCAGAUUUACUGUUUGCCCCAUACCUCUGAGGUCUAAGCCAUAACGGCAUAUGGGCGUAUAAAGGUCUUUUUGGAACAGACGCUUCCUUCAUUUCAUCUCAUGCUCUACUAUAGAUUAAGAAAUGCAGAAAAUAAAACACUUGCAUUUUCAGUGACCCAGUUGUUAACUUCUGCACAGGAUGCACUGUUCACAGCUUUGAUCAGUUUCUCUUUGGGUUGGGCACUUCUUGCUUCCCAUGGGGUGAAACUUUCAGGGGUGUUCUCUUAACCUGCAUAGACUUUGCUACUACAUUUGGCUGUAUGAACAGUGAGCUGUAAGGGUCUUGUUUUUCAGAUGAUUGAAAACAAGGCCGUGCUGGUAGACGAUGAAUCAUUUUCAUUCUUCUACCAAACACCCUAGAAAGACGGGAAAGUGGUACUUUGCUAGUGCUGCUUGGAGGAAAAGUGACAAUAAAAAGGCAGUAUUUCCAUACCUGGAACUCCUUUUUAAGACCAUAUUCCAUGGAUUUCUUUUCCUCCUUACCCUCUUUUCAGAUGCUCUGAAUAUGUCGGAAAGGCCAUUUUGUGCCAUCUGAGAAAAUCCCUGUUUGAACAGUUUAGUUCUUCAGAAUUAUAUGCACUUAAGCUGUGUACUUAAUUAUAUGUUCCUCAGUAGUUGUCCAAUAGCUUUGGAUCGUGUUCUUCUGACAAGUUAGGCCAUGAAUAUCCAUGGCCAUUGUUUGCCGAAAGGAAGUGGUUUAAAAAAAUAAUCAUCUGCUUAACCCAUCUACCCAUGUUGAACAUUGUUCUUUGAUUAUGGUUGACUGAGAUGAGGAGGUUCCUACAUACCUCACAUUAUUACGUACCUUCACAAUGAUGUUCUAGUGGAAGAUUAGGUAUAAUGUCUGCAUCUAAUCUUUUAGACUUUGUUCCACUUGCCACUGCUUGAGGUAAUUAGAUUACUCUAAUUUCCUGUGUCCUAUUCACUGAGCAUAGCUUUUGAUUACAUUAGGUGGUGGAACCAAAGGCUGAAGAUCAUUUGGUGCAAAAACCAUUCAGGGUGCCAUCUUUAAUCUCUGUCUGCAGGCUUCCCAGCUGGCAUUUCAGUAUGCUUUCUGUUUUCUUUUUUAAAAAAAUGAACAGCAGACUGGGAAGAUCCACAGAGGUUGGAAGCGAAUGAUUUGGAAACCUAGUUUUAGACUUCUGAUAGUUUUCAUCCUGGGACAGGGAAGGCACCUAAUGCUACAUGGUUAUGAGAAUUGCACAUCUAAGCCAUUGAAUACUUUGCUAAUACUUCCUCAUUCAUUAGAGGUAUUCUAAUUGGCAUUCAAAGAAUCCGUAAGACAAAUGUAGUGGCUUAUGGAGCUGUCAGUUUUCAGAAGUAGUACUGCUAAAAAAGUGGAAGGAAGUAUCCAUAUGAUAGAAAUACAUAAAUUACAGUUUGGGCAAAUCUAGAUUUCUGCAGGACAUAAUUUGAGAUAGAAGGGCAGUCUGACUGAAGCAUUCUGACUGAUUCAGUUGUAGGUUUAUGAUCAAGUAAAGGACCCAGUCUCAGGAUGCCACUUGUUUUCCAAGUAUGUCUUUUAUGCCAUAUUACUUGAUUUUUAGAAAUGUUUUAAAAGUUAAAUUUUGUGGAGGCAUUAGAAAAAAGGUGCUCUGGAAGUUAUUGAAGUGGAAUGGACCACUGUGAAAAAUAAAAUGAGUGUUAUCCAUUCUUUAAGGUAACAUGGUGAAAAAAGGCUAAGUAGUGAUACAAGGUAUGAAGUAAAAAUAAGAACAAGAAGGAAGGAAAGACAAUCUAUGUUGGAUCAUGGCUGUAAGAAGAUGAAAAAAAAUUGGCAUGGGAACCUGUGGUUUCUCCUGCAAAUGUAACACAUUUCGUGAAGCGGGGUGUGUAUUCUAGGAUUGUCCCUCAGAGUCUUGGUGUAGUUGCACAUUUAUCUUCAUGAAAAUGAGCUUCCUGGCUUUUGCGUUGUUCUUGAGAGUGUGUGUUCUCUUUUAACAAAUCAAUACUUAGAUUUAGAUAUGUAUUUGUAAUUUAAAAAAAAAACCACAAAUCCUAAGACAGCGUGUAUCCAGCUUGUUAUCCAAAUUCCGUGUGGAUAGCAUUUACUGUGGUGUGAUACCUUUGCUGGUAUCUAAAUGCCAGGUCAUGAUUACAGUAGGUGAUUGACAUUAAUAUCUAAUUAAUAUUGAAGUCUUAAUGAUUAUAUUGGAAUCGCCUAAGAAUCUUGAACUGUCUCUGGGACUCUUUAAGAAUCUCUUGACAUAGUUUAUUUUUGUCUUUAAAAUAUUUAUCUGGGCACGAUAUUGUCCUUUGGCUAAAAGUUUAUUCUUAGUCUUUGUUUCUUAUAUUACAAACCAGGCUUCUUUCAGAUCAGCUCUUGGGAUAAUGUCAGUGGGUAGGAUCGAAGCAAAGUGAAGUACAUUAUUUUCCCCUGGUUUUAAAAAAAGAUAACCAAACAUCAUGCUUUUGAAAUUGUGUGUUGUUUGGUUCUGUAUCUCCAAUGGUCAUAUUUGCAUUAUUACAUCACUGACACUUGUUAUGUAGCCUGUGGCUUAACAUUUUUUGCUAAGCUUUUCAGAGAUACAGGAGAUGUAUCACAAGCAAUUUUGGCUUUAAUAAAACUUUGGGGAAAUGCUUUCUUUGGGACCUUUGCAGAAAAGUUGUUCAGCUUGCUAUAUUAUGGCGUGUUGACAGUAACAUAUACAGAUUUGUGAGGCAAUUUGUGUUUUUAUUUUGAAUUGUAAGGGGGGGAAACUCUUUUGUAAUAAUCUCAAGCUGAUUUCUGUUGAAGUCUUUACCUUGCUUAAUGAAGAAUCAGCCUGUUGUCUCCCUAACUAUAAAAAGCUAACGUGAUGAACCUCAUUGCCUGAUCUUUUAAUGAAUCCAUAUCUGUUAAAUUAACAUUAAUAAAGUUUAUCAUGGUUUA